Messenger RNA from Microtus ochrogaster (prairie vole), 1702 nucleotides. RefSeq names its product haloacid dehalogenase like hydrolase domain containing 3 (gene Hdhd3). The record is from RefSeq and is a predicted model, not a curated record. NCBI's taxonomy places the organism in Eukaryota, Metazoa, Chordata, Mammalia, Rodentia, Cricetidae. The transcript has 3 exons. The coding region runs from base 853 to 1686 and encodes 277 amino acids. Gene Ontology annotation, cellular component: nucleus.
AAACUGUCUAGGUUACUGCAGAUGACCCUACCUACCUCAAUGACCUCUGUGGGUGUGACAAGCAAUUUCUUUCUAGAACCCACUGGGGUCUCUCAGAACAGAGAUGUAUCAAUAGCGCAUUGCUGGAGUACUCACUACAUGCACUAGGGGAGACAGGCUGAGACCCAAAUCAGUCUAGGUACUUCCCCGGGUGUCCCCAUUCCUGGGAAGUGGGGACGCGGGCGGGGGAGGGCAGUGGGGUAGAGAAACGCUGGGACGACCACGGGUUGAGAUUGUGACCUUGAGAAGCAGGAGAACGACGGGACAGCGCGGGACGGGGAGCAGGGAGGCUAGGCGUGACGGGAGGAACAAAGACCGGAGACCGGCACGAGGGAGGAGCUUGGUGACGCCCAAGCAGGGCGGGGCGAGAAGUAAUGUCAAGUCGGCGCAGGUCGCAAGCUUCUGCGUCUAUGAGGAGCCGGUGGAGCAGCCGCUGCCUCUCUGGUCUCUUUCUCUGAACCAGUCAGGUCUGUCUGGGGGAGAAAGCUGCAAUCGGUCUCUGACUCCGGAACGCGUCUGGGCAUUGGGUCAGUUGCCCUUCUGAGUUGGCCUCGGUGGCAGUUGUUAUUACAAACUCUAGCAAGGAUGGAGAAGCAGCUCAGAGCCAGGUAGGAACAGACUCUCUUCUGUCCCACCCUGUACAGGCUCAGCAUAACCCAAUUUUUGAAAGAAUAUAAAUAUUAUGUAAGCAAAGUCCAGUUGAAGGGAACGCUGUCUGGACAUUUGGGUUCUAAUCCUGGCUGUGUUUGCAGACAGACUGUGACCGUAGGCAAGAAACUGCCUCUCACUGGCUCCAUCCUCCCCUCUCCAGCCAUGUUGCUCAUCAGACCAGGGAUCAUCCUCUCCUUUGACAUUACUAUGACCUUGCUGUCCAUGGCCCACCGGCUGCAGAUGCGUCUUCUGACAUGGGAUGUAAAGGAUACCCUGAUCAAGCUCCGCCAUUCUGUUGGGGAGGAGUAUGCCAGCAAGGCCCGGGCCCAUGGGCUGGUGGUAGAAGCCACAGCCCUGGAACAGGCCUUUGGGCAGGCAUACCGGGCUCAGAGCCACAACUUUCCCAACUAUGGCCAGAACUGUGGCCUUACCUCCCGUCAAUGGUGGAAGGACUUGGUCCUCCAUACCUUCCACCUGGCAGGGGUCCCAGAUGCCCGGGCCAUUACUCCCAUUGCUGAUCAUCUCUAUGAGGACUUCAGCAGCCCCUCCACCUGGCAGGUGCUGGAGGGGGCCGAGACUACCCUGAAGGAGUGCCGCAAGCGGGGUCUGAGGCUGGCUGUGAUCUCCAAUUUUGACCAACGCCUAGAGGACAUCCUAGUAGGCCUCGGCCUGCGAGAACAUUUUGAGUUUGUUUUGACUUCUGAGGCUAUGGGCUGUCCUAAACCAGACCCACGAAUUUUCCACGAGGCCUUGCAACUUGCUCAUGUAGAACCUGCGAUGGCAGCUCAUAUUGGGGAUAGUUACCCCUGCGAUUACCAGGGGGCUCGGGCUGUGGGCAUGCACAGCUUCCUGGUGGUAGGUCCAGAGCCUUUGCCCUCCUCAGUCAGAGAUUCUGUACCUAAAGAGCACAUUCUGCUCUCUCUGUCCCAUCUCCUGCCUGCCCUGGACCUUCUGGAGGCCUCAAGUCUGAUGAGGGAAGGAGGUGGGAGCAAAUAAACAUUGGAAGCAAGGA